CGCUACAUCACCCCCGCGCACAGCACUCUACACUCACUCAAUUCACUCAUUACGACACUACAUUCCCAACGCCGUCAUUGAGCGCGUUGAGCUAUUGGAGGCUGGGAAGGAAUGUCGACGACACCUAUACCCCGUCCACCGAUCGCACCGCCCGUCGUCACACCGACGACACCACCGCUAGUGCCGACGUCAGAUCAGGCUGUUGUGCUAUAUGUGCUGGCUGUUUACCUCAUCGUCCUUAUACCGCUGUGGCAUCUCCCAGGUGCCCGGCACCUCAUCUCCCCGCUCAAGCUGCUUAUAGUAGGGUGGCAUGAGUUAUGUCACAUAACUAUGGCGAUGAUGACUGGAGGCAAGGUGCUAAGUAUAACAAUCGAUCCUAAUCUCGGCGGAGCGACUCGGGUCGAGGGUGGACACGCGCCUACGAUCCUCUCGGCAGGCUAUGUUGGCUCCACUCUCUUCGGCUUCCUCCUUCUCAUUGCGGGUUGGGAUACUCUGGGCUCAAAAGUCGCAAGCUGGGUGAUUGCGAUCGGCCUGCUGUGUCCCCUGGUACUGGUCCGGGAUAAGCUAACCAUUGUAUUAACCUUCUUUUAUGAAGCACUUCUCAUCGGAUUUUGGUUCAUCGAUCAUGCAAACGCCCUUCGCUUCUAUUGCUUAUUCGUUGGGACGAUGAGCAUAUUCUAUGUAGUCUGGGACAUAUCCGACGAUCGCUUCUUCAACAAAGUGAACGAUUCUGAUGCCACACAGUUCAGUCUCUUAUUUCCCCAUAUCCCGGUUCAUAUAUGGGCCAUGUUCUGGCUCGUAUUUUCGGCCCUGUUCUUCAUCGCUUCUGUGCUUAUUGGGAUUGCAUCGUUUAAGCUUUCCGCUGCAGACAUGCAAGCACAAGCAGCACAAUGGCUUCCCACAUAAUAGACAUUUCCC
Molecule: messenger RNA, 918 nt
Organism: Dacryopinax primogenitus
Lineage: Eukaryota; Fungi; Basidiomycota; Dacrymycetes; Dacrymycetales; Dacrymycetaceae
Exons: 10
Coding region: 112-906 (264 amino acids)
Source: RefSeq, a predicted model, not a curated record